This is a messenger RNA of Acinonyx jubatus (cheetah), 1530 nucleotides long. It is a transcript of the gene CFAP107, whose product is annotated as cilia and flagella associated protein 107. The transcript is spliced from 5 exons. The coding region runs from base 242 to 829 and encodes 195 amino acids. The record is from RefSeq and is a predicted model, not a curated record. NCBI's taxonomy places the organism in Eukaryota, Metazoa, Chordata, Mammalia, Carnivora, Felidae.
CACCAUGGAGACAGUCAACAGUAGGGAAUCCAAGAUCACAUCACCUCUCCCUGGAGGCAGAAAGCAGACUCUCAGGCCCACCUAUUUUGUGAAGUUGGCAGAGUGUCAUCUCUAUCCACUCAGAAGAGUGGCUGGGACGAUAAGAGAGAAAGACACCCUACACUCAGCAACUUCAUAACAUCUACUCACCCCUAAAGCCUGAAACUGUCUCAAGUCUAAAGACUCGGGGCAAGCACUUACCAUGCAGUUUUUGACUGCAGUAAGUCCACAGUCAUUCUCUACCCCAGGCUGGAAGGUGGAGACCAAGUAUUCAACCCGAGUGCUCACUGGAAACUGGGUGGAAGAGAGGAGGAAGUUCACCAAAGCCAUGGAGGAAACACCUCAGUCCAUUUACAGAAAAGAGUAUGUCCCCUUCCCGGGCCACAGACCCGACCAGAUCUCCAGGUGGUAUGGCAAGAGGAGAGUGGAGGGGCUCCCGUACAAACACCUGCUGACGCACCACCAGGAGCCCUCACACCGCCAUCUGAUUAGCACAUAUGACGACCAUUACAACCGGCAUAAUUACAACCCCAGCCUGCCCCCGCGUCGCACCUGGAGUGGACACAAGUUGCUGUGGCUCCCGGAGAAAGCAGACGUCCCCCUUCUUGCUUCCCCUACCAACUAUGGACUCUAUGAGCAGCUGAAGCAGAGGUGGCUCAUGCCCGGGGCUGCCCCGAGGGAGAGCAUUUACACCUCAUCCUACCCGAGACCACCGCUGUGUGCCAUGUCCCGGCGGGAGCACGCCAUCCCUGUCCCUCCCCCUCGCCUGCACCCUGUCCCGCGCUUCUGAGAACGGCCACGGGCUGUGCAGGUGCAGUGCUCUGUGGAGAGUUGGUGCUGAAUAAUCCUUGGCUGGAUGGAUGAAUGGACUGUUGUCUCUUUGGGGGCUCCUCUCUGGACCCAUGCCGUACCCCACUCACCAUGACCCAGUCCAGUUCCACGCUUUGAGCCUCCAUAUAGCUGCUCCCCCCAACCCCUGUCCCCAGGGUGGACCUCCAUCCAGACCCCAGCCCAUCCUGAUGUCCAAAGACCCCUUACUCUUCCAAGAUCUUGGCUUCUCCCACCUCUUUUUUUAAAAGUUAUUUGUUUAUUUUUGAGAGCAAGAGAGGGAGGGGAGGAGGGGCAGAGAGAGAGAGAGAGAAUCCCACGUUAGGAGCCUGACACGGGGCUCAAACCUGUGAAAUUAUGACCUGAGAUGAAAUCAAGAGUCAGGAGCUUAACUGACAGAGCCACCCAGGCCCUCUCACUUCUGACUCGGGGAAAAGUGAGCCCACUAGAAUCCUUCUGCCAGCAUCAGAGAGGAAGUCACUUUUCUGCUCCUCCAUACUUUAGAACCCGGCCAUCUGUCCAUGGCGGUGCAUCGAUGCAAUUCUGAGUCUCUGUCAGCCCAUCUCACAUCUGCUACGACAAAUAGUUGUUUUCUCUGCUUUGGAGAAAAAGGAAUGCGUAGCAGUAUUUUCCGUGAUGCUUUUCCUUACAUUUUUGGCAUCU